Messenger RNA from Caenorhabditis remanei, 450 nucleotides. RefSeq lists its product as uncharacterized. The transcript is spliced from 3 exons. The record is from RefSeq and is a predicted model, not a curated record. NCBI's taxonomy places the organism in Eukaryota, Metazoa, Nematoda, Chromadorea, Rhabditida, Rhabditidae. Bases 1 to 450 code for a protein of 149 amino acids.
AUGGCUCGUCUCUCCUGCCUUCUGGUCACUCUGGCCGUCUGCUUUCUCUUCUCCAAUGUGCAUGCUCGUCCCAUGACCCACUUCCACUUCUAUGGGAAGAUCGAGUGCCCGAAAGUAGUUCUGCGUUACCAGAUUUAUGCUCGUGAAUAUUCAUUCGAUUACCGCCACAGUUUCCGAGAACUUGCCAAGACACCAUUUCAAGUAGCCCAUAAACCAUACUCCUACGACCUCAAGUUCUCCACUAAUAUAACGGAACUCGCCACAGAUUACGACGUGGCACUCGUCAUCUCUCACGAUUGCACUGAUGAUGGGUCAACCAAGGAUUUCGGUAUUGUUCCUCAGACAAUUGAUGGACUCGGCCAAUUCUAUCAAUCUGGAAAUCAUACCGUCGAACUAAACUUUCCAAACAUCUUGAACGCCGAGCAUAAGAUCACUAAAAACGACUGGUAA